This is a messenger RNA of Fragaria vesca subsp. vesca, 711 nucleotides long. RefSeq names its product non-functional NADPH-dependent codeinone reductase 2-like. Gene Ontology annotation, cellular component: cytosol. Bases 1 to 711 code for a protein of 236 amino acids. Gene Ontology annotation, molecular function: aldose reductase (NADPH) activity. NCBI's taxonomy places the organism in Eukaryota, Viridiplantae, Streptophyta, Magnoliopsida, Rosales, Rosaceae. The transcript is spliced from 4 exons. The record is from RefSeq and is a predicted model, not a curated record.
AUGCAGAGGCUGGGAUUGGAAUAUGUGGAUCUAUACCUGAUUCAUUGGCCGGUGAGGAUGAAACCAGGAAUUACGGGAACACCAAAGUCGAAAGAGGUCUUGCUUCCCUUUGACAUAAUAGGGACAUGGAAGGCCAUGGAGGAGUGCUCCAGGCUGGGAUUGACCAAGUCUAUUGGCGUCAGCAACUUUGGGACCAAAAAGCUCUCUCAAAUCCUUGACAACGCAACCAUCCCCCCGGCGAUCAAUCAGGUAGAAAUGAACCCAUCUUGGCAGCAAGAGAAGCUGCAAGACUUCUGUAAAGUGAAAGGAAUUCAUGUGACUGCAUGGUCUCCCUUGGGGUUUUAUGGAGCUACCAGCUGGGCUCCAAAACCCUGGAUAGACUAUGCCAUCAUUAAGGAGAUCGCUGCUGCUAAAGGGAAGAGUGUGGCACAGGUUAUACUGAGAUCUAUCAUCCAACAAGGAGAGGUGAGUGCAAUCUCGAGGAGUUUCAACAAGGAAAGGAUGAAGUAUAAUAUUCAAAUAUUUGAUUGGGAGCUAACUGAGGAUGAAAUGAAUAAGAUCAAGGAGAUUCCCCAGCGUCUCGCCGUCACCCAAGCCCUAGAGCGAGGUCUCAUCAAGACUCGCGACGAGUUGUUCAUCACUUCCAAGCUCUGGUGCUCUGACGCUCAUCAUGAUCUUUUUCUCUCGGCUCUCAAAUCGACACUACAGUAA